UUGCAAACUCUUCCAGCAACAUCGAAAAAUCUUUUUCAGGUCGAGCUUGUCAAGGGCAAGUCGAUCACGCUGACGACAGAUGAAAAAUACAAGGAGUCUUGCUCAGCGGAUACUCUCUAUUUGGACUAUAAGAAUAUUGUUAAGACUAUUACAACUUUGCUUGUGAGUUUUAAUGUUGGACCCUUCGUGUCGCAGCAUGUGGAUGUUGUUAUGAGCUCCGAGAUUAUUGAAAUUACAUACCCAUCAUUUCACUUCUACAAUUCUUUGAGAACCAGCCUCAUUUCAGAAUUGAUGAAUAUGUUUUUUGAGGUAGUGAAGAAAGGGUCCAGGGUCUAUGUUGAUGAUGGUCUUAUUUCGCUUGUCGUCGACGACAUUAAAGACAAUUCGAUCUCUUGUACCAUUGAAAAUGGAGGAAUGCUAGGUAGUCGCAAAGGUGUCAACCUUCCCGGAACAGCUGUCGAUCUACCGGCUGUCUCUGAGAAAGACAUCCAGGAUCUGAAAUUUGGAGUGGAACAGGGCGUAGACAUGAUUUUCGCUUCUUUCAUCCGGAACGCAGAUGGAGUUCGAGCAAUACGAAAGGUUCUUGGUGAAAAAGGAAAGAACAUCAAGAUCAUCUCUAAAAUUGAGAAUCAGCAAGGUCUUGACAAUUCCGAUGAGAUCAUUGCGGAAUCGGACGGUGUUAUGGUGGCCAGAGGUGAUCUUGGAAUUGAAAUCCCGACUGAAAAGGUUUUCAUAGCGCAGAAAAUGCUACUUGCAAAGUGUAAUCGGGCCGGAAAACCAUGUAUUUGUGCAACUCAAAUGCUUGAAUCAAUGACGAAGAAACCUCGUCCCACAAGAGCCGAGGCAGGAGACGUUGCAAACGCUGUACUCGAUGGUGCGGACUGUGUGAUGCUGUCCGGCGAGACUGCCAAAGGAGAUUAUCCGCUCGAGGCGGUGAAAACCAUGCAUUUCAUAUGCAAAGAUGCCGAAAAUUCAACCUAUCAUGCUGAAUUCCUGCAAGAUCUUCUCGCAGAAAGCGUUCGACCGUUUGACAUGACUCAAUCUACCAUUAUUGCAGCUGUAAUUGCAGCAAUCAAUUGUCAUGCUGCGGCCAUUGUUCUCGUUACCUCCACUGGAAGGCAAAUUGUGUUACUGAUCGAAGGUGAAGAUCGGCAUUCUCUUCAGAACUGCCAUCUCCUGCUCCCGUUACAAAACUCCUUUUCCAAUUAUUGCAGUCUGUCGUCAAGCAAACGUCUGCCGUCAGCUAAACAUUUGCAGGUCGGUGUUCCCAGUGUUCUACAGCAAAUCACGUCGGUGUUCCCAGUGUUCUACAGCAAAUCACGUCAGUCUAAUUUCAACACGGAUAACGAAAACAGAAUUACCCAUGGCGUCGAGUUUGGCAAAGAAAAAGGCAUGAUCAGCAAAGGAGAUACGGUAGUUGCCAUCACAGGAUGGAAACCCGGUCCUGGCUUCAUCAACACCGUGCGGGUCAUCACUGCCGUGUAA
Messenger RNA from Haemonchus placei, 1485 nucleotides. NCBI's taxonomy places the organism in Eukaryota, Metazoa, Nematoda, Chromadorea, Rhabditida, Trichostrongylidae. The record is from the annotation of a GenBank genome assembly.